AUGUCCACCUUCUUGCAUGAGCGAUACGGGUAUCGCCGCGAGGAUAUGGUCAUUUUGACGGACGAUCAACAAAAUCCCAUGAGUAUACCUACCAAGGCCAACAUCCUGCGUGCCAUGCAUUGGCUCGUCCGAGAUGCUCAGCCACACGAUUCUCUCUUCAUCCACUUCUCGGGUCAUGGUGGUCGGACGCCCGACUUGGACGGGGACGAGGAUGAUGGCUUUGACGAUGUCAUCUACCCCGUCGACUAUCAGAGUGCCGGCCACAUUGUUGACGACGACAUGCAUGCCAUCAUGGUCCGACCGCUCCGUCCCGGUGUACGCCUCACGGCCAUCUUUGACUCCUGUCACUCCGGAACCGCGCUCGACCUCCCCUACGUAUACUCCACCCAGGGAAUCUUGAAAGAGCCGAAUCUGGCCAAGGAGGCCGCGCAAGAUCUGUUCAGUGCCUUCACGGCGUACGGACAGGGAGAUUUUUCCAGUAUGGCCAGUACCGCGAUUGGCUUUCUCAAAAAAGCGGCCAACGGCGGUCAGGCGCGAGAGCGCACGUUGAAAACCAAGACUUCGCCGGCCGAUGUGGUGAUGUUUUCCGGUUCCAAGGAUACUCAGACCUCAGCCGACACUUUCCAAGACGGGCAAGCAAAGGGUGCCUUGAGCUGGGCCUUUAUCAAAACUUUGACCCAAUGGCCUCAUCUCAGCUACUUGCAGCUGCUGAAUAACAUCCGGGCGGAAUUGGAUGGCAAGUACACUCAGAAACCCCAACUUAGCUGCAGUCAUCCCCUGGAUGUCCAUCUGCGUUUUGUGAUGUGA
This is a messenger RNA of Penicillium oxalicum, 807 nucleotides long. Its product is annotated as caspase family protein. NCBI's taxonomy places the organism in Eukaryota, Fungi, Ascomycota, Eurotiomycetes, Eurotiales, Aspergillaceae. The transcript has 3 exons. Gene Ontology annotation, biological process: proteolysis. The record is from RefSeq and is a predicted model, not a curated record. Bases 1 to 807 code for a protein of 268 amino acids. Gene Ontology annotation, molecular function: cysteine-type endopeptidase activity.